AACUUGCCUGCCUGUUUCUUCCUGAAAUUCCCCCGGCCCAUCCCAGUGUCCCGGGCGUUUAUUCAGAAACUCCAGAGCUGAAUGGGAAUCCAACUCUUUGAUACCCGGCCUGCUUACGUGCUCCUCUGUGAACUGAUCACCCAGUUUGAGGUGUCCAAGGACCCGGACCCCAUACCCCUGAACCACAAUAUGUGCUUCUACACGGCCCUUCCCGACCAGCAGCACUGCUGUUUCCUGAACAAAGACACCUCCCUCCUGGAUGGACAGAGCCUGCAGGGCACCCUCGUCGGCAAGAUCGCCUUUCAGCACCCCAGCCGGGUCCCCGGUUUCCUCGGCCUCAUCCGGCACCAGGUGGCCUACAACACCCUGAUUGGGAGCUGCGUCAAGAAAACGAUUCCAAAAGAAGAUUCUCCCUGGAUCCUCCAGUUUGAGGUCAUCCCAUAUGUGACCACGAUCUUUGGCGGCCUGUAUGCUGGGAAGAUGGUGAUGGUGCAGGGGGCGGUCCCUCACGAAGCGGACAGGUUCCAGAUCGACUUUCAGUGUGGCUGCAGCCUGUGGCCCAGGCCGGACAUCGCCAUCCACUUUAACCCUCGCUUCCACACCUCUAAGCCCCACGUCGUCUGUAACACCCUUCAUGGGGGCCAGUGGCUGCAAGAGGCCAGGUGGCCCGGCCUGGGCCUGCAGAGAGGGGCCAGCUUUCUGCUCUUGUUCCUGUUUGAAAGGGAGGAAGUGAAGGUGAGCGUCAAUGGCCAGCAUUUUCUGCACUACACCUACCGGCUUCCUCUGCCCCACGUGGAUACCCUGGGCAUAUUUGGUGACAUCAUGGUGAAGGCAGUCGGAUUCCUGAACAGCAAUCCAUUUGUGGCCAGCAGACCAGACUAUCCCAUCGGACAUCCUCUCUUGUUGAAAAAUCCCAGAUUGCAGGUGCCGUUCUCUUGCCUUCUCCCUCAUGGCCUGGGGUCUGGGCAGGUGAUAAUUGUGCGGGGCCUUGUCUGUCAGGAGCCUAAAGAGUUCACACUGAGCCUUCAGGCUGACACUGUCCAUGAUCCUGUGGGGCUGCGAGCAGACUUCAGAGACCGGACAUUGGCCUGGACCGCCCAGCGGGGCCAGGAGAAGCGGCUCGGUCCUCCCUUCCUCUUCCAUCCCCAGCGCUUCUUUGAGGUGCUGCUGCUGGCUGAGGAGGGGCGCUGCAGGUUGGCAAUGAAUGGGAUUGCCCUGGGGGAGUUCAACCCUGGGUCACUGGGCCUCCAACAGCCCUUGGAGCUGCAGAUCCGUGGAAGCGUGGAACUCUACAGUGUCCAGUGCUGACUGUGCAUCCUGCCUAAGCCCCCAUCCCUUCUCAGCCACCCCUGUGACCCAAUGAGCAGAACAGAGACUCCUGCCCUGGCUGCCCCUUUGACCUAGCAGGGAGAGAGGAGACCCUAGUCCCUGCCCUUGGCCGCCCCAUGACCUGGCAGGAAAGUGGAGACUCCAGUCCCUGCCCCUGGCUGGCCCUGUGACCCAACGAGGAGAGCGGACACUUUAGCCCCAUCCCCUGUCCAUUCCUGAGACCCAGUGGGGAGAACAGAGGCUUUGGUCCCACCCCUGGAUGCCCCUGUGACCCAUUGAGGAGAGCGGAGACUCCAGGCCUUGCCCCAAGCCACCCUCAUGGCCCAGCAAAAAAUAAAAAAAAAUGAUGGCA
This is a messenger RNA of Ornithorhynchus anatinus (platypus), 1681 nucleotides long. It is a transcript of the gene LGALS12, whose product is annotated as galectin 12. The transcript has 9 exons. NCBI's taxonomy places the organism in Eukaryota, Metazoa, Chordata, Mammalia, Monotremata, Ornithorhynchidae. Gene Ontology annotation, biological process: lymphatic endothelial cell migration; intrinsic apoptotic signaling pathway. Gene Ontology annotation, molecular function: integrin binding; lactose binding. The coding region runs from base 82 to 1308 and encodes 408 amino acids. The record is from RefSeq and is a predicted model, not a curated record.